UCAAGGCUACCUGCUACAGAGAGAGCAAUCAGCACAAAAUAAAUAAUAAAAGAACGGAGCAUCAUCCUUCCCAUGUCAUUCCUAGGAAAGAGAUGAGACCUGAAUGUAACUUGGAGGACCAUGUGAGGACCGCCUCACCCAGCUCUUUCCGUCCAUCUGCAUCCUGUUGGUCUCCCACUGACUAUACCUUGCCGUACCUGAUGAUCUGUUUCUUUCCGAAGGGAGCCUGGGCUGAGAUCCACACCAACCACUACAGCGAAAGCAGCAUGCCUGCCUGGCUGCAGGGAUAGAGUGGGGUGCUCUGUCUUAAAGUCCACACCACAGGGAGACCUUAAUGUCUCAGAUAAGACAGCGAGGCUCACAGAACCCUGGAGACCAGCGGGCAGUCACAUCGUGACUGGGAAGCACGGAGCCAAGACCAGAUGCAAGGGCAGAGGACACCAGAGUCUCUCUCCUCAAGCAGAGCACCAGGUUGCCCAAGAGUGUGGUGACAGCAAGCCCGCUAGGCAAGGUUAGCCAAGGUUAGGAACCUGAUACAAUUGGGGACCUCCCAUUUCCCUCGUCCCUCACCUCCAACCACUCAAGACAGAUAUCCAGGACAGAGAAGCCAUGUGGUAGCAGAGAUGUGUUUCUACUCACACCAUAGGUGGGCCACACCUGCAGACCAGGCAGGCGAUGGGGUUGGGGACAGUAACUGCUAGCCACCAGUGCUGAGAAACCCUGCAGCUGCGCAAUUGAUUCAGGGGGCAAACAAGGAUGACUUGGAGGUCAGACAUAUCUGUCUUUUCCUAUUGGAGUGACUCUGAGCAGGUCACUUCACCUCUUCUAGUCCCACUGGGAAGUCCUCACCAUUACAAAGGGAUGUGACCCCCACCUAGCCGGUCCUCAGUAAAUGGCAGCCAUGCAGUUUCCCAGUUUUGCCAGGGCCAGCAGGCCAGCCUCUCUGGAGCUAUAGGAAUGCAGACUGGGAGCAGGGGGCUCUGAAUGGUCUUCCACCAAAGGGGCCCCUGCACUGGAAUCACAAGAGGUGGGGGGGCCCUCCUAGACUGUACGAUGAUCAAAGUCUCCCAGGGACCUGGCUCUCUUCCCUGCAGCCUGUUCCUUCCCGACAACAGGAGCAGAGCCCCAAGGUUAGGCAAAUACAGCAGAGAUAAGGUACUUCCAGACUGGGUCAUGCAUUCAAGGCUCUCGCUGGCUCUCUCUGGCUGACUCUUCGGCUCAGUGAGAACCCUGGUCUUGCAUGCAUGAAAGUGGGCACCAAUAGAAACGGCAGUCACAGUCACUGGCUGGUUGAGCGCCUGAGACCUUGGUGCCCUGGUACAGCCUAGGUUAAUGACCUUGUUUAUACACUUGAGUCAUCCGAUAAAGGGCAUCCAGGCAGCGGGCAGGUGGCCCUGUGCCCUGCAAUGGCCACUUCAUUGACUAAAGCGAUAGCAAUGCCACGUGGAGCUCCAGUGCCCCUCCCCCACCAUUUCCUCAGCAGUCCUGCCAGGGUCAGUGCGUGUGUGCAUUGUGUGUGUAUGUGUUUUUUUUUCUUUUCAAUGAACAUGACUUCUGGAGUCAAGGUUGCUUGGCCGUUCCCCCUCCCGCCCAUCGAGGAUAUAAAUAGCACCCACAGUACAGAGGGCCAGAUAGCUGGGAAGAAACAGGAACAAGACACCAACCAUGAACUCCAGCCAGUCUGGGGACUGCCCAUGCGAGGGCUCUGCAGGCCGCCCAGCUAUUCUGUAUGCACUUCUCAACCCCAGCCUCAGGGCCAGGCCCAUUGCAUCCGCAUCCCGAAGUCACUGCCUGUGCCAGCAGCACCGGCCUGUGCGUCUGUGUGCGCCACAUCGCACCUGCCGGGAGGCCUUGGAUGUCUUAGCCAAGACGGUAGCAUUCCUCAGGAACCUGCCGUCUUUCUGCCGCCUGCCCCAUGAGGAUCAGCGGCGCCUGCUGGGGGUCUGCUGGAGCCCUCUCUUCCUGCUCGGGUUGGCCCAAGAUAUUGUAACCUUUGAGGUGGCUGAGGCUCCGGUGCCCAGUAUACUCAAAAAAAUCUUACUGGAGAAACCCAGCAGUGGUACCCGGGAUGCCCAGCUACCAGACCGGCCACAACCCUCGCUGGCUGCUGUGCGGUGGCUCCAGAGCUGUCUGGAGUCUUUCUGGAGCCUUGAGCUGGGUCCCAAGGAGUAUGCCUACUUGAAAGGAACCAUCCUUUUCAACCCAGAUGUGCCGGGCCUCCAUGCCUCCUGCCACAUCGCACAUCUGCAACAGGAAGCUCACUGGGCCUUGUGUGAGGUCCUGGAGCCCUGGUACCCAGCUAGCCAAGGCCGCCUGGCCCGAAUCCUCCUCAUGGCCUCCACUCUCAAGAACAUUCCAUGUAGCCUUCUGGUAGACCUCUUCUUCCGCCCUAUCAUCGGAGAUGUUGACAUCGCUGAACUGCUCGAAGACAUGCUUUUGCUGAGGUGACCUGCAGAAUGAGGUCCAGUGCUUCCAAAGGGGAGCCUGAAAGGCAGCACUCAACUCCCCAGGAGCAGCCCUCACAUCAGUCACACCCCCAGCUUGGACUUCCUUGGUUUGAACACAGUGUACUACUAACGACCUAAUAGGCCCUUGGUGGCCCCCAAAGCCUCUGGGCCAGGGUCAGGGAGGGAGCAUGAAUGAAGCUGUUUAUCAGACCAGAAUUCCUCCUGAUUUUGUA
Molecule: messenger RNA, 2680 nt
Organism: Peromyscus californicus insignis
Lineage: Eukaryota; Metazoa; Chordata; Mammalia; Rodentia; Cricetidae
Gene: Nr0b2
Product: nuclear receptor subfamily 0 group B member 2
Exons: 2
Coding region: 1666-2448 (260 amino acids)
Biological process (GO): circadian rhythm; negative regulation of transcription by RNA polymerase II
Cellular component (GO): nucleus; cytoplasm
Molecular function (GO): transcription corepressor activity; transcription factor binding
Source: RefSeq, a predicted model, not a curated record